Sinocyclocheilus grahami is the source of this 1324-nucleotide messenger RNA. RefSeq names its product protein polybromo-1-like. Gene Ontology annotation, cellular component: RSC-type complex. NCBI's taxonomy places the organism in Eukaryota, Metazoa, Chordata, Actinopteri, Cypriniformes, Cyprinidae. The transcript is spliced from 5 exons. The record is from RefSeq and is a predicted model, not a curated record. Gene Ontology annotation, molecular function: protein binding; chromatin binding. The annotation marks the transcript as partial. Gene Ontology annotation, biological process: chromatin remodeling; transcription elongation by RNA polymerase II.
AUGUGUGUAUAUAUUCAGAUGAAAAGGAAAGAACUGACAAGGAGAGAUGAUGAAGAUGGAGAUAGCAUGCUGUCAUCUACUCUUUCUGAUGGGGGCAGCACCAAGCGCAAAAGCCAUAAGAAGAACACGAAGAAGAACCGCAUGAAGGCUCUGUACGCUGCUGUGGCAGAGGCUCGGGAGAUGGGCACAGGCCGGAGACUCUGCGACCUGUUUAUGGUCAAGCCCUCAAAAAAAGACUACCCAGACUACUACAAGAUUAUUCUGGAACCAAUGGACCUGAGGACCAUCGACCACAACAUCCGCUCUGACAGAUACCCCAGCGAAGACGCCAUGAUGGAGGGCAUGAAGUUGAUGUUUCGUAAUGCACGUCACUACAACGAAGAAGGUUCACAAGUUUACAAUGACGCCAACAUUCUGGAGAAGAUAUUAAGAGAAAAACGAAGGGAACUCGGACCUCCACGAGAUGACGAGGACAUCGUCUCACCCAAGUUGAAAAUUAGUAUGUACCUGACUCCUCUGCAGCAGAAACUCAAUGAACUCUAUGAAGCUGUGAAGAACUACACAGACAAGCGUGGACGGCGUCUCAGCACAAUCUUCCUCCGUCUUCCAUCCCGCGCCGAGCUUCCAGACUACUAUGUGGCCAUCAAGAAACCCAUAGACAUGGAGAAGGUGAAGAGCCACAUGCUGGCCAACAAGUACCAGGAUGUUGAUGCUCUGGUGGAAGACUUGGUGUUGAUGUUCAACAACGCUUGCACCUACAACGAACCUGAAUCGUUGAUCUAUAAAGAUGCAUUGGUGCUUCACAAAGUGCUUUUGGAGACCAGGAGAGACUUGGAGGGAGGCGACGACGCUCAUGUCCCAGAUGUUGCGCGGCUCAUCCAGGAGCUUAUUCGCAAUCUUUUCGUCUCAGUUCUUGGUCACCAGGACGACGAGGGACGUUGCUAUAGUGACUCACUGGCGGAGAUUCCAGCUGUUGAUCCUAACAAUCCCGAUAAGACUCCACUGAACUUUGAAAUCAUCAGAGCUAACGUGGAUAAGGGGCGUUACAGGAGACUAGAUGUGUUCCAGGACCAUAUGUUUGAAGUUUUGGAGAAAGCCAGGCGUCUGCACAGAACUGAUUCUGAGAUCUUUGAGGACUCUGUGGAGCUCCAGCAGUUCUUCAUCCGGAUCCGAGAUGAAUUGUGUAAGAACGGAGAGAUUCUGCUGUCGCCGGCCCUCAGCUACACCACUAAACACCUGCACAGCGACGUGGAGAAAGAGAAGAAAGAGAAGCUGCCUAAAGAAUAUGAAGAAGAUAAACUCAAGAGAGAGGAGGAGAAGAAAG